This is a messenger RNA of Cornus florida, 2204 nucleotides long. RefSeq names its product protein NRT1/ PTR FAMILY 5.2-like. Bases 86 to 1834 code for a protein of 582 amino acids. Gene Ontology annotation, biological process: dipeptide transport; transmembrane transport. Lineage: Eukaryota; Viridiplantae; Streptophyta; Magnoliopsida; Cornales; Cornaceae. The record is from RefSeq and is a predicted model, not a curated record. Gene Ontology annotation, cellular component: membrane. Gene Ontology annotation, molecular function: tripeptide transmembrane transporter activity; dipeptide transmembrane transporter activity. The transcript is spliced from 4 exons.
GAGCCCUCAAACCAACUUCAUUGCGAGUGAGAAACAUUUUACCGAGAAGAAGAUCUGAAAAAGCUUGGUGGUGAGAAAGUGAGCCAUGGGUGUGGAAGAGGGUCUUGAUCAUGAGUACACAAAGGAUGGGACUGUGGAUCUUAAAGGGAACCCAGCCCUUAGAUCCAAGAGAGGUGGAUGGAAAGCUUGUUCCUUUAUUGUUGUGUAUGAAGUGUUCGAGCGCAUGUGUUACUGUGGCAUAUCGGCAAAUCUAAUCCUUUAUUUGACAAAGAAGCUCCAUCAAGGCACGGUCACUGCCGCAAACAAUGUCACCAAUUGGAUAGGCACCAUCUGGUUAACUCCAAUCUUGGGCGCAUAUGUUGCCGAUGCCCAUCUCGGUCGUUAUUGGACGUUCAUGAUUGCAUCCGCAAUUUAUCUCUCGGGAAUGUGCCUACUAACACUAGCAGUUUCAGUCCCUGGGCUAAAACCACCUCCCUGUGCCGCCGACGUCAACCCAGCCGACUGUAAGAAGGCCUCAACACUAGAACUAGGUGUGUUUUAUACUGCACUCUACAUUUUGGGCGUUGGGACAGGCGGGACGAAGCCCAACAUCUCCACGAUCGGGGCGGACCAAUUCGAUGAUUUCGAGCCCAAAGAGAAGGCCCAAAAGCUUUCCUUCUUCAAUUGGUGGAUGUUUAGUAUCUUCAUGGGGAUACUCUUUGGGAACACAUUUCUUGUGUACAUACAAGACAAUGUGGGAUGGGCCCUUGGCUAUGGGAUCCCAACUGUAGGCCUUGCUUUUGCCAUAUUAGUCUUCAUAAUUGGCACACCUUUCUACAGGCACAAGGUCCCCACAGGGAGUCCCUUCACAAGGAUGGCUAGGGUUAUAGUGGCUGCCCUAAGGAAGUGGAGGGUACCCAUUCCUAAAGACCCUAAAGAACUCUAUGAAUUUGACUCGGAUGAAUACACCAGCAAAGGGAAGUUUAGAAUUGAUUCCACACCCACCCUCAGGUUCCUCAACAAAGCUUGUGUUGAAACUGAUUCAACCAGUCCAUGGAUGCUCUGCACAGUGACUCAAGUCGAAGAAACCAAACAAAUGCUGCGAAUGAUAUCCAUCUUGAUCACCACAUUCCUUCCUUCAGUAAUGGUUGCUCAAAGCAAUACCCUUUUCAUCAAGCAAGGCACCACUCUUGAUAAAAGAAUGGGUAACUUCAAACUUCCCCCGGCUAGCUUAGGCGCUUUUGUGACAGUGUCCAUGCUUGUUAGCAUCAUUUUAUAUGACCGUGUCUUUGUCAAGAUCAUAAGAAAAUGGACAAAGAAUCCAAGAGGCAUCACUCUGCUUCAAAGAAUGGGAAUUGGUCUUGUGCUCCAUACCAUCAUUAUGAUAAUAGCAUCCCUAACCGAGAGGUACAGACUUGGUGUGGCCAAGGACCAUGGCCUAGUCGAAAAGGUGGGACAAGUGCCAUUGACCAUAUUCAUUUUGCUUCCUCAAUUUGUGCUUAUGGGAGUAGCUGACGCGUGUUUUGAGGUAGCCAAGAUUGAGUUCUUCUAUGAUCAAGCACCGGAAAACAUGAAGAGUCUUGGGACUUCUUAUGCUAUGACUAGUAAUGGAGUUGGGAAUUUCCUUAGCACAUUUAUUCUUUCGAUAAUUUCUGAUAUUACCAAGGCGCACGGUCACAAAGGAUGGAUUCUGAAUAACCUUAAUGCUUCUCGUCUUGAUUAUUAUUUCGCUUUCCUCGCCAUACUAAGCUUCUUGAAUUUCAUAUUCUUCUUAGUAAUGACUAAGCUCUAUCAAUAUAAGGCUGAAGUUUCGGAUUCAAUGGAAGUACUUGGAGAAGAACUAAAGGGUGACUGAAUGAGCUACCAAGAAGAAAGAACCUUCUCAAGUCUGGCUGGACUCAAACUUUGUGAAACACAAUCAUAUUUUUUUUUGAGUGAUUGUUGAUAUAUUUCUGUUUCUAUAUCUGGAAAAUAGAACAUGCAUCCAUUUGCUCCUACGGGACUUGAAACUUUGGACCUUUUACUUUGGAAGGUGAGAAAGUAACGCAAGACUACAGCCUUUGGUGGUACUUCUUGAUGGUUUCACCCCAGAAAAUAUCGGCCUAUCAAAUUUAUAGCACUAUGCUUGUAAUUUGGAUUUGCUUUACCCAGUUAAUUAAUACACUGCAUGGUUUGCACUUGUCAGAAGCUAGAUGAAUGAAAUUGUGUUUUGUUAGUGGCUAGAA